CGCCGCCGCCGCCGCCGCCCGGCUCCCCCGGCACGUCCAGGACCCGCUGCGCCAGGCGCGCCGUCCCCGGACCCCGCGUGCGUCCCCGCGAGGGCGGUGAUCCGGCCGCUCGACCUGCCCGCCUCUCUGUCCCGCUUCCUGCCACCGUCGCCCCCUCCGGCCAGGGGCCCCCGCGAAAGCCGCGCCGGCCCUCGCCUCGGCCCCGCAGCCCCCGUGCCGCUCUCCGCGCCAUGGACGCCCCCGAGCCGCAGCCCGACCCCGACGGCGGGGAUGCCCCAGGCCACGAGCCCGGGGGCAGCCCCCAAGACGAGUUCGACUUCUCCAUCCUCUUCGACUAUGACUAUUUGAAUCCUAUCGAAGAAGAACCGAAUGCACAUAAGGUCGCCAGCCCACCCUCCGGACUUGCAUACCCCGAUGAUGUCCUGGACUAUGGCCUCAAGCCAUACAGCCCCCUCCCCAGUCUCUCUGGCGAACCCCCCGGCCGGUUUGGGGAGCCGGAUAGGGUAGGGCCCCAGAACUUUCUGAGCCCGGCCAAGCCAGCGGGGGCCUCGGGCCUGAGCCCUCGGAUCGAGAUCACUCCAUCCCACGAACUGAUGCAGGCAGGGGGGCCCCUCCGCACGAGAGACACCGGCCUCCUGGGGGAGCGGCCGCCCCUGCCGGGGAUGGCUGCCAGCCCGAGGUUCACCCUGCCCGUGCCCGGCUUCGAGGGCUACCGCGAGCCACUUUGCUUGAGCCCCGCUAGCAGCGGCUCCUCUGCCAGCUUCAUUUCCGACACCUUCUCCCCCUGCACCUCGCCCUGCGUCUCGCCCAAUAACGGCGGGCCCGACGACCUGUGUCCCCAGUUUCAAAACAUCCCUGCUCAUUAUUCCCCCAGAACCUCGCCAAUAAUGUCACCUCGAACCAGCCUCGCUGAGGACAGCUGCCUGGGCCGCCACUCGCCCGUGCCCCGUCCGGCCUCGCGCUCCUCGUCGCCUGGUGCCAAGCGGAGGCAUUCGUGCGCAGGGCCCUUGGUUGCCCCGCUGCCCGGAGCCUCACCCCAGCGCUCCCGGAGCCCCUCGCCGCAGCCCCGCGACGACGGCGCCCCCGCUGUGUACCCCCCCACGGCUGGCUCUGCCGUCCUCAUGGAUGCCCUGAACAGCCUCGCCGCGGACUCGCCUUGCGGGAUCCCCCCCAAGAUGUGGAAGACCAGCCCCGACCCCUCGCCGGUGUCUGCCGCCCCGUCCAAGGCCGGCCUGCCCCGCCACAUCUACCCGGCCGUGGAGUUCCUGGGGCCCUGCGAGCAGGAGGAGAGGAGGAACUCGGCCCCCGAGUCCAUCUUGUUGGUGCCGCCAUCGUGGCCCAAGCAGCUGGUGCCCGCCAUCCCCAUCUGCAGCAUCCCAGUGACUGCAUCCCUUCCUCCACUUGAGUGGCCACUCUCCCACCAGUCAGGCUCCUAUGAGCUUCGGAUUGAGGUGCAGCCCAAGCCACAUCACCGGGCCCAUUAUGAGACAGAAGGCAGCCGAGGGGCUGUCAAAGCUCCAACCGGUGGCCAUCCUGUUGUUCAGCUCCAUGGCUACAUGGAAAACAAGCCCCUGGGGCUACAGAUCUUCAUUGGGACGGCUGAUGAGCGGAUCCUUAAACCCCACGCCUUCUACCAGGUGCACCGGAUCACGGGAAAAACUGUCACCACCACCAGCUAUGAGAAGAUUGUGGGCAACACCAAAGUCCUGGAGAUCCCUCUGGAGCCAAAAAACAACAUGAGGGCGACCAUCGACUGUGCGGGAAUCCUGAAGCUUAGAAAUGCCGACAUUGAGCUGCGGAAAGGCGAGACAGACAUCGGGAGAAAGAACACGCGUGUGAGGCUUGUUUUCCGAGUGCACAUCCCGGAGUCCAGCAGCAGGAUCGUGUCCUUGCAGACGGCGUCCAACCCCAUUGAGUGCUCCCAGCGAUCCGCCCACGAGCUGCCCAUGGUGGAAAGACAGGACAUCGACAGCUGCCUGGUCUGUGGGGGCCAGCAGAUGAUUCUCACCGGACAGAACUUCACAGCCGAGUCCAAAGUCGUGUUUACUGAGAAGACCACAGAUGGGCAGCAAAUUUGGGAGAUGGAAGCCACAGUGGAUAAAGACAAGAGCCAGCCUAACAUGCUUUUUGUUGAGAUCCCUGAGUAUCGGAAUAAGCACAUCCGUGUGGCGGUGAAGGUGAACUUCUACGUGAUCAAUGGGAAAAGAAAACGAAGUCAGCCUCAGCACUUUACCUACCACCCAGUCCCAGCCAUCAAGACGGAGCCAACUGAUGAAUAUGACCCCACCUUGAUCUGCAGCCCUGCCCAUGGGGGCCUGGGGAGCCAGCCUUACUACCCACAGCACCCGAUGGUGGCUGAGUCCCCCUCCUGCCUUGUGGCCACCAUGGCUCCCUGCCAGCAAUUCCGCUCGGGGCUCCCAUCCCCCGAUGCCCGCUACCAGCAGCAGAACCCAGCGGCUGUUCUCUAUCAGCGGAGCAAGAGCCUGAGCCCCAGUCUGUUGGGUUACCAGCAGCCAGCCCUCAUGGCCACCCCCCUGUCCCUUGCGGACGCCCACCGCUCCGUGCUGGUACACACUGGCUCCCAGGGCCAGAACACAGCCCUGCUCCACCCCUCUCCAGCCAACCAGCAGGCCUCACCGGUGAUCCACUACUCACCCAGCAACCAGCCGCUGCGCUGCGGAGGCCACCAGGAAUUCCAGCACAUCAUGUACUGCGAGAAUUUUGCCCCCAGCACCACCAGGCCCGGCCCUCCCCCCGUCAGUCAAGGUCAGAGGCUGAGCCCGGGGUCCUACCCCACAGUCAUUCAGCAGCAGAAUGCCACAAGUCCAAGAGCCGCCAAAAAUGGACCCCCAGUCAGUGACCAAAAGGAAGUGUUACCUGCAGGAGUGACAAUUAAACAGGAGCAGAACUUGGACCAGACCUACUUGGAUGAUGAGCUGAUAGACACACACCUUAGCUGGAUACAAAACAUAUUAUGAAACAGAAUGACUGUGAUCUUUGAUCCGAGAAAUCAAAGUUAAAGUUAAUGAAAUAAUCAGGAAGGAGUUUUCAGGACCUCCCGCCAGAAAUCAGACGUAGAAGAUGCCAUUAGCAAGACACCGUCCGCACCUGACCCCUCGGAGCCUCCCACUGCCCCUGACCUUCCGUUUUCUUUACUGUACACCUCCUGGCCUGGAGUCCACCCACGGAACAAUAUUCUGGCAGAAAGCUGAUUCUCAAUUAAGGAGUGCCCCCCACUCUCUCUGUAAACACCGGGGAGAACCCUCUGCCUUUUGAUUUUUGUUUUAAAUUCCAACAAGCAUCUCAGUUGACUUACCGGCGGCCCAUCCAUACCUAAGUGCCUGCUGACCAAAAACGCAUUCUGAACAAGACAGCACGCUGGAACACGCCUGAGAACGGAGUGCCCGCGGCCAGGGACGCGGGCCGGGGUGGGGGUGGAGGAUGGGGGGCACUGUGAUGAGACCCCAGCCGUCGCGUUCAUUUUUCCGGGUCACAGAUUCCUGGUGUAGCUCCUGUCCCUUUGAAGGAAAGGAGUUCUCAAACCGAGCAACCAAAGGAACCUGGCCCCAGAGUCUGGCUUACAGGCUGGAGAAAAAGAGAAGCCGGACCGUCAUCCUUAGGGAUUGCCUCUUUGACAUGACAGUUGGGCCACCGCAAAAGCUUUAUUUUUAAAUUUUCACUUUUGGAAGCAAAACCGUCUGGCCCAUACAAGAUCACCUGUUAAAACUCAACGUUAAGUUAUGACAUGUAUACACAUUUGUUCCUUUUUUUUCCCCUCUGCUUCAAAAAGCAGGCCAACGGCGGCUAGAGGCGGCGUGCUCUUGGCCAGCCGCUCGCCACCCCCGCAGGACCCGCCCACGGACUGGAGAAGGAUCCGGGCAGCAGAGUGGACCCCGUCCACUGCAGCCCCACGUGACGGCUUUUUGACAUUCUCGCUUGCUUGCUUCCUAAGCUGGAGUGCUUUUCCAUAGUAAUUAAGGGUCUUAAGCAUGUGCGUUGAAUUUUGAGAAGGAAUGGUAGAAGGGCUGAAGCAGAACCAGAAAUUAAGGUACAGGUAUUUUUGUUAAGUAAAAUGGUGGUGACAUGAGGCAAUUGGCAGGCCUAAGUGUUUCUCUAAGUGGGUUCCCCCACGAGAGGAAAAGGGCUGAAUUCCCUCUGUGGCCCAGACUCAAAGUGGGACACUGAAGCUCAGGAUCCGGCCCCACAGUUCACAGGUUAUUUUUACCAGCACCCCUUUAAAGCUCCCCUAAGGCCCAGAGACCCAUCUGCAUUCGCCGCCCUGUCUGAACAGAAGCAAAUCCACUCACGCGCAUCCCUUAGUUUGGUGGGUGCUGCUCAAACCAGUCGUUUUCAUGAUUUCUCCCCCAGUUGUCUUUCUCCACCAUGCACACCAAGAGUCCUCAAGAAUUCCUCCUUCGGUGCAAUUUUGGCAAACACCUAAAACCCUCAGAGAACUUGACAGGUGAAUUUUUAAUCACACAGAUGUGUAUCUGCUUGCAUUUAUUGCAGACACUCUAGGAUAAGCCAAAGAUUCAUUUUCAGCCGUUUAAUGUCUUCCUCAAUAAUCCACACAGAGUGUAAAUAUUCCUAGCACUCUUCAAAAGGCUGUACUUAGUGAUUUCUCAAUCAAAUCUGGUGGGCAGAAGGCCUAAGAAGAGAAUCAUGGCAGUUAAAGACCCACUGUGGGUUUUCUAAGUAUUGGCUUUCCCAUCAAGGUUACCCAGAGGUUAAAUGUCCCUGCCCACCGGGCCAGGAGCACAGGGCAUGUGACCGUGGCCUGGUGUGUUUGGUGCUCCAGAUAAGGGACAGAAUGCCCAGGUCCACUCUGUGUAGCCUUUUCCUUAAAGCCUAGCAUUUAUUUUCCUUAACAACAGGGAACUUCUCUGCCCACCCCAAGCACAGAGUUUAACAAAACUCUCUUUUAAACCAAGUGCCAGUAGGAAGUCGUCCGCUGCUGCAGAGCUGCUGGGAUGCAAAAUUCUACCUAAUUAAUAAAAAAAAAUUCCUUAUACAAGUAGCUUUUACCUAAAGCAUUUUCUCUCCAGCAAUAUUGACUUCACUGGGGAAGAGCUAAAGUGGUGAAUGAUUUGGUCACACUUGACCUGGCUAGGAGCCAUUUUUUGCACAUGAGGGAAUUUGGCCUUUCCUUAGUUAUCUGAAUGUCUGACCCAAGUGCCUUCCUGCUAUUGUAGCAAAUUUGCUCAGCUUCAUUGUGCAUGGGCUGAAAAAGGACUAAUGCAUUUUCCUUCAAUCUUCUAACCAUGUUAGUGAAAAGGAACUCCUGGUAGUUCAAACUCCUGUACAUAUAUAUGUGUGUGUGUGUGUGUGUGUGUGUGUGUGUGUGUGUGUGUGUGUGUACACACACAAACUCUUUUUCUAAGAAAUCUUAGUUGAUUAGAGGAAGCACUUCCAUACACAACUAUACCAAAUAGCAAAGGAAAGAAACACAAGCAUUAGUUUUGAGAUGUAAACAGGCAAGAGAACGUGUAUUCAGAAACGACAGCUAUCAAGAAAGUUUUGUCAGUUACAAAUGCAGGAGGCAGUUUUGCCAAGAGUAAUUGCUCACAAAGUAUUUUCAGUAUGGAAAGAGGCAAUAAGACCCUCUAAGAGAACGAGUAAGUAAGGCUAUCCAAAUGGUCAAGAUGUAUGUGUUGCACGUGUUAGAAGGAUCUCAGGUUGAGGUUUGCACUUGCUACAGCCAAGGUAAUGUAAAUAUGUACCACGCCCAACAGCAAUCUACCAUGUUGCUGAAUGUAGUAUAUUUCCAAGGUUUGCAAGUCUUCCUGUAUUGUACAAAAAUAUUGCUGCUUGAUAAUAUAUAAUAGCAAUCCAAAUUAGUAUGUUAUUAAAUUUUAUUUUCUUAUCUGUAUUUUUAUGCUUUUUAUCUGUCUUCAAAUUAUCAUACCUGUUGGAAUUAGAAACUAUUUAUAAAUGGUCAGAAAUCUUUUUCAAUUGCCUUUUUACAUAUAUAGUGAUUUUUUCUUCCUUAAGAGUAAUGAUGUAUUCCUGAACAUUUGUUAAUCAUUCCAGAAAAAACAAAAAACAAAAAAACAAAAACCGACCUCAGAGCCUGAUAGUCACCUGU
Manis pentadactyla (Chinese pangolin) is the source of this 6085-nucleotide messenger RNA. It is a transcript of the gene NFATC2, whose product is annotated as nuclear factor of activated T cells 2. The record is from RefSeq and is a predicted model, not a curated record. The transcript has 11 exons. Gene Ontology annotation, cellular component: transcription regulator complex. Gene Ontology annotation, molecular function: RNA polymerase II cis-regulatory region sequence-specific DNA binding; transcription factor binding; DNA-binding transcription factor activity, RNA polymerase II-specific. Lineage: Eukaryota; Metazoa; Chordata; Mammalia; Pholidota; Manidae. Bases 231 to 2978 code for a protein of 915 amino acids. Gene Ontology annotation, biological process: calcineurin-NFAT signaling cascade; regulation of transcription by RNA polymerase II; cytokine production.